AGUUUGCUUACAAACAUUCUUUAAAAUAUCUUGCUUUGUGUUCAUCAGAACAAAUACAUGUAUACAGUUUUGUAACAACAUGAGAGUGAGAAAAUAAUGACAGAAUUUUAAUUUUGGGGUGUAUUAUUAAGGUUCUUUAUGGAACUUUACAGCCUAAAUAACCUUUCAACAAUCUUUAUUUAUAAGAAUCCAAAUAACAUGACUAGUAAAUUAUACACUUUUGGGGCAGUUUCAUAACCUGUGUGAAAUGAACUGUGUCCGUUUCAAAUGGAUCAGAUGCGCGUUCACGCGCUUAAUCUUUUAUGGCACAUUAACGACUGAGAGGUGACGCGAUGUCCUCAACCGUGUCCUUCAAACCAAAGUAGAAAACUAUAAAAAAGGAUCAAAUCCAGGACAAUAUGCAGGAUUUAAAAGGCACCAGAUCAGUAAGCUGAAGAAUGGAGACGUAUCUAAAGAGAAGUUCAUCAUAAUUUGUGGUUUUGUAACAGGGUGGGAAAAGAUCAAUGUCCACUCGUGAAAGUUCCUGACUGACACUGACUAAGCAGAUUGUUUUUGUCUAUCUUCGAUUUACAUCUGCACUUCUUCGUCUUCAGUUAACGAGCAACAGUAGGGCUAAUACCAGUGGUGAAUUCACGGAUCGGUUAUGAACAUUCACGGUAUUUAUCGAGACAACGCUACAGUCAACCAAUAUAACGGAAUAGCCUAAGUUAACACGAUCUCAUGACAAGUAAGUGAUGGGUAAAAAGUCAAAAUAGUGUUCCACCCCCACCUGCCCUGGUGUGGUUAGACUGCCAGUAUGGACCCCUGGCAAACUCUGGUUUCAAGAUGUUCUUCAUGGUGGCAGAUGCAUACUCCGCACGCACUGAGAGCUUGUCUUUAUGAAGUAUAUAAACCCCUGGUGCCACUCCUGCUUUGCAUCGCUGCCCUGGUGGCUGUGAUUGUGUACGCUCUUGCCGAUAAUCUACACAGCUUUGUAUGCAGGCUUUUCCUUCCCCAGUAUCAUUACCCUUAUGCAGUGCCACUUGCAUUCAUACAGGUAUGUCUAAAUCUCCUGGCAUUGCUAGCCUUGCAUGGUGUGGGUCUGAUCCGCCUCAAGCCUUUCUCCCUGAGGCUGUCCGAGCGUUUGUUUGUACCUGCCAUCUGUGGGGGUGUCCAGUGUGCUUUGGACAUUUGGGCUGAAGCAAGUGCCCACUCUGGUCUGUACCCGCUCACCGCCCGAUUCCUCCCACUGGUCAGCGUGAGCUUAGGUCAUCUGUUUGCACUAAAUCUACCUGGCUCAAUCCACGUCUCCUGCCUUCUGACAGCUGUCACGGUCGCCUCUGUCAGUGUCACAGCAUGUCAAGGACUGCAUACAAUGGAGCCGCUGGAAUACGUCUACUCUCCCCUCAGCCUGAUCCUCCACAGCCUGUCUCUUGUGUGGCUAGCUAAAGUCUCCCAAACGGAGCGAGGUGAUGCCUCAACCUUUGACCUUUAUUACAAUCUAACAGUUACACGCAUCCUUUUAUUAGGGUUCCUAUGCUUUAUACACCCUGAUAGCCCAAAAGCACUGAUUGGCGGCAGCUGGCACAGUCUCCUGUUUUAUGGAUACAUGCUUGGAAUGUUGCUGCUGGGUGCUGUGCAACUUCUCUUUGUGAAUAUGACAGCUCUGUAUUUUUCUGCUUUGCCGGCAGCUGUGCUGCAUGCAACCAGAGGACUAGUUUUGCCCCUCUUCAGUGUAUUUUAGGAAAUGAUGACCAAUCAGUGUACAACAUUACAAACCCAAGUGGUUGGCAACAUUGAAGGGUGACCAUCCAAAGGACUGCUAUUAUCAUUGAUACAACAACAGUAUUAAGACUGAACUCAAAGAUUUUGGCAGAACUAAUAUGUGACUUCUUUGUUGGCUUGCACUGAAAUCUAUAAAACUUUAUUUGCAUUGUGGUGUUAUUUUCAUUACAGUUGGGCUUAAUUUUUAAAUUAUGCAAAAAUAUUUAUACAUUAUUGUAGCAUGUGUCUUAUAUUAUAUGGUGCUCAUAAUAAAAGAAACUAAUAAAAGAAGUAAAAUUUACUUUAAUAAUGAGAAUCCUUGAUGACAAGUGAAACAUCUGAAAACAUAUUAUUUGGGGAGGGGUCAGGUGGUUAAUUGUCUUGUUUAGUGUAUAUAUAUAUGAAAGAAAUGCCACAAUGCAAGAAAAUCUUAAUUUUCUUUAAAAUAAGUCUAAGUUGUAUUUAUUUAUUUGGGUGAAAUAUGACCCUGGCCUGUUCUCUACCAUGCUUUGUGAAAUUCACCCGAGUACGUCAUUGUAUGGUGAGACAUUCAUCUUACACUAUUUAAAAAAAUUACUUCUUUGCAAGGUUAAGAAUAUUACGAGUACUAAGUUACACCUGUAAGUAACUUAUAGAAAACCUGUGAGUCAUUAUUCAAUAAGCUCCUUACAUGCAAUAGCAAAUUACAGUAUUAUUGUUUUGGAGCAAAUAAAAUAUACUGAUGAGGUUUUCUAAGUAUUAAAUCACAUUUUCCAGUGUCUUUUCUAUGUCCUUAUGUUUGUUAUUAUGUAAAGUGUAAUUUUAUUUUUUAGUAGAUGAAAUUUUCUUUCUACAUAUAUGUAGUUGCCAGAUGCUGUCAUCCAAUAAACAGUGCGUUUAAGCUAUUCAUUUUAAAAGCACAUGCAGUUCAACACGUUACAUUGCCGUUGAUAACAACAAGAGGUUAAUAAAGUUUAGCAGCAGCAGA
Paramisgurnus dabryanus is the source of this 2710-nucleotide messenger RNA. Its product is annotated as solute carrier family 35 member D3. The record is from RefSeq and is a predicted model, not a curated record. Lineage: Eukaryota; Metazoa; Chordata; Actinopteri; Cypriniformes; Cobitidae.